UUCUUCACUGUAACAUUUUCUUAUUUACGAGCUUACAGAUUUAGCGAAAUGGUGAACGAGGAAUUUAGAACAAUCAUGUUUUUCCAAUUCUAUACAAGUCUGUGUAUGAUCUGUUUCAACCUUUAUCAAAUAACACAAAUGGAAAUGGAUUCGAACAUCAUAGGAAGGAUCCUCUUUAUGAACUUCUCGUUGAUGCAGAUAUUUUACUACUGUUGGUUCGGGAAUGAAGUCAAGCUUAAGAGUUUGGAACUUUCUGAUGUGAUAUUCAGAAGCGACUGGACAUCGUUAAAUAACAACGUUAAGAGAGCUUUUUUGAUGUUAAUGAGGCGCGCUAUGAGACCUAUCGAAUUUACCAGUAUUUACGUCAUCUCCGUCAACCUUGAGUCCUUCAUGACACUACUGAAGACUUCUUACUCCGUGUUCAGUGUGUUCCAACAGAGCCAGGAAUCGUGAAAACAAAGGAUAAUUUCUUAACAUAGAACCGUCUUUCUUCGAUUCUUCCGAAUAGAGUAAUAACUGUUCACUUAGAGAAAGGAAAAGAAAAAAACAAAUCUUUCAAAACACUGGAAACUUGCACUAGAGUAUCCGAAGUGCAUUCCAAUAAAUUAUA
Messenger RNA from Bombus impatiens (common eastern bumble bee), 610 nucleotides. Its product is annotated as odorant receptor Or2-like. Bases 49 to 453 code for a protein of 134 amino acids. Gene Ontology annotation, cellular component: plasma membrane. NCBI's taxonomy places the organism in Eukaryota, Metazoa, Arthropoda, Insecta, Hymenoptera, Apidae. Gene Ontology annotation, biological process: sensory perception of smell; detection of chemical stimulus involved in sensory perception of smell. Gene Ontology annotation, molecular function: odorant binding; olfactory receptor activity. The record is from RefSeq and is a predicted model, not a curated record. The transcript is spliced from 3 exons.